AUGGCCGCUCAGUCAACUCUCCGUCGCCCGGAGGACCCCCUCCGUACCCUUUACCUACACUACUCGGAUUUGAUUCGCUCUCGUUUCCGUCGGACCACGCGAACCACUCGCCUGAUCGCUACGGUCGCUCUACUUUUGUCUAUAAUCAGCUCAGGAUAUGGAGGAUACAAGUGGCUGCGAGGUCGCGCAAGGGACCGCGCCCAAGGCCACCGGCUGCUGCGUCGUAACUCGGGAAUACGUGGCAAGGAUGGCUCUCGUACCAUCUAUGUGCCCUAUAAGGGCUCGCGUACAUCCAAGGUCAUAAUCCAUCCCACCAAGCUGACCACAUUUGACGCCCAUCGGCGACUCUUUUUGAAUCCUCCGGCAUCAGCACGGAGUAUUGAGGAAGGCUCGGCAAGCCAAAUCCCUCCUCCUACAACAAAACCAGGCUUGAACUUGGCAUUCCUGCAUCAGUUCCUUAGCCUGGGGAGUAUCAUGGUCCCUCGAUGGGGAAGCAAGGAAACAGGGCUGCUGAUGGGUCAUGGCCUUUUCCUUCUGCUAAGAACAUACCUCUCCCUCUUGAUUGCACGUUUGGACGGCGAACUUGUUAGAGACUUGGUCGCUGGCAAAGGGCGACCCUUUAUGUGGGGUAUCGUCAAAUGGUGUGGUAUCGGCACCCUCGCCUCUUACACCAAUGCAAUGAUCAAAUUCCUACAGUCCAAGGUGUCGAUCGCCUUCCGGACCCGUCUUACGAGAUACAUUCAUGACCUCUACCUGACCGAUAAUGACAACUAUUACAAACUGAUGAACCUUGAUGGAGGUAUCGGGCAAGGCCCCGACCAGUUCAUUACGCAAGAUCUCACCCUUUUCUGUUCGGCUGCUGCUUCAUUAUACUCUUCUAUGGGCAAGCCCAUGGUGGAUCUCUUCGUGUUCAAUUAUCAACUAUAUCGAUCACUUGGUCCACUUGCUUUGAGUGGGAUCCUUGCUGGCUACUUCAGUACAGCUGUAGUACUUCGCAAGUUGUCUCCGCCAUUUGGCAAGCUCAAGGCCGUUGAGGGCAAGAAAGAGGGCGACUUCCGUGGUCUGCACUCGCGGCUCUUGGCUAAUGCAGAAGAGAUCUCUUUCUACGGUGGGGCUGACAUUGAGCGAGUCUUCUUGGUGAAGAGUUUCAAGGAUCUACAGCGCUGGAUGGAAGGCAUCUACAGCCUAAAAAUUCGGUAUAACAUGUUGGAAGACAUUAUUUUGAAAUACUCCUGGUCGGCUUUCGGAUAUUUGAUCACAUCUUUGCCUAUCUUCCUCCCUGCAUGGGGUGGCUCGGGUGGUGCUAUGGAGAUGAUCGACUCACCCGAGGGGAUGGGCCGUGAACGGAGUCGCAUGAAGGAGUUCAUCACUAACAAGCGUCUGAUGCUCUCUUUGGCCGAUGCGGGCGGCCGCAUGAUGUACAGUAUCAAAGAUAUUUCUGAGCUUGCGGGCUACACAUCGCGUGUUUAUACCCUCAUCUCUACUCUCCACCGCGUUCACGCCAGCGCCUACUAUCCACCCCGAGGAUCGUAUUCCGAGCUCUAUUCCCUUGCCGAUGCACAAGGCACUACACACAAUGGCUUCGAUGGAGUUCGUUUGGAACAUGUUCCUAUUGUGGCACCAUCUCUUUACCCCAUGGGCGGUGAUGAGCUCAUUGAUUCCCUGUCAUUUAUCGUGCAUUCUGGUGACCAUCUCCUCAUUUCGGGAUCCAAUGGCGUGGGCAAGUCUGCAAUCCCUCGCAUAGUAGCGGGUCUUUGGCCUGUAUACCGUGGAUUAGUCAGUCGCCCACGCGGAUUCGGCCUAGAUGGCAUCAUGUUCCUCCCACAACGACCUUAUUUGAGUGUUGGCACUCUACGAGAUCAAGUUCUUUACCCUCACACCGAGAUCGACAUGCGGGAGGCCGGCGAGACCGAUGCAAACUUGCAGAAGAUCCUGGAUGCUGCGCAUCUAGGCUAUCUACCAGCUCGGGAGGGAGGGUGGGAUGCUCGAAAGGAAUGGAAAGAUGUGCUGAGUGGCGGAGAGAAGCAACGUAUGGGUAUGGCCCGGCUUUUCUAUCACGAGCCACGAUAUGCUUUCCUUGACGAAGGCACAUCAGCAGUCUCUUCAGAUGUAGAGGGACUGUUGUAUGAACGUGCAAAGGAGCGCGGCAUCACUCUCAUAACCAUCUCUACCCGUGCAUCCUUGAAGAAAUACCACACCUUUAACCUCAGUCUUGGUCUAGGGGAGGGAGGUGAUCGCUGGGAGUUUGAGAGAAUUGGCACUGAGAAAGAGAAGCUCGGCGUUGAGAAGGAGCUGCAGGAGCUGCGUAAACGGCUUGACAAGGUCGAUGAGUGGAAACAGCGUCGCGAAGAAAUUGACAAAGAGCUGUGCAAGGUCUGGACGGCCGAUGAUGCAGAGCUUGCUCCCCCACCAUACCAGGAAGAGGAACCGGUGUCUGAGGUUCCAGAGGCAGGGCCGACCAACUAA
Molecule: messenger RNA, 2466 nt
Organism: Penicillium verhagenii
Lineage: Eukaryota; Fungi; Ascomycota; Eurotiomycetes; Eurotiales; Aspergillaceae
Gene: pxa1
Product: putative peroxisomal ABC transporter (PXA1)
Exons: 1
Coding region: 1-2466 (821 amino acids)
Biological process (GO): peroxisome organization; long-chain fatty acid import into peroxisome; fatty acid beta-oxidation
Cellular component (GO): peroxisomal membrane
Molecular function (GO): ATP binding; ABC-type transporter activity; long-chain fatty acid transmembrane transporter activity
Source: RefSeq, a predicted model, not a curated record